Messenger RNA from Aspergillus calidoustus, 1320 nucleotides. The record is from the annotation of a GenBank genome assembly. Lineage: Eukaryota; Fungi; Ascomycota; Eurotiomycetes; Eurotiales; Aspergillaceae.
AUGGCGCCCCGUCGUCUCCGAAUUGACGGCACAAAGUUUAAGGACCCCCAGAAUCGUGAGAUUACACUUAGGGGAAUCAAUGUUGCCGGCGAGGCCAAAUACCCCAGGAUUCCUGAUGUCCCCUCGAACGUCGCGGAUGGAUUCUUUGACGCCGAUCAUGUCUCUUUCGUUGGACGGCCAUUCUCGCUUGAUGAUGCACAUACACACUUCUCAAGGUUACGCGAAUGGGGCUACAACACUAUCAGAUACAUAUUCACCUGGGAAGCAAUUGAGCAUGAGGGACCUGGCAAAUAUGACGAUGAAUGGAUAGCUUUCACAAUUGAGGUCUUGAGGAUCGCAAAGCAGUACGAAUUCUACGUAUUUAUGGAUCCACAUCAGGAUGUGUGGUCAAGACUUUCGGGAGGCUCUGGGGCACCUGCCUGGACGCUUUACGCGGCAGGCCUAGACCCCAGGGGCUUCAAGAAGACACAAGCUGCCUUAGUGCAGAAUACCUGGGAUAGUCCGGCUGAGUUUCCAAAAAUGAUAUGGGCCACAAAUUAUACUAGACUGGUCUGCCAAACGAUGUUCACACUCUUCUGGGCAGGGAGAGAUUUUGCACCGAAGGCGGUAAUAGACGGCAUGAAUAUCCAGGAAUAUCUCCAAGGUCAUUUCAUAGCCGCGAUUAGAUAUUUUGCCCAAAAGAUACACGACGCUGGGGACAUCGAAAAUGAGGUGGUCAUCGGAUGGGAAAGCCUUAACGAACCUCAGCGAGGACUAAUUGGUUACCAAGACAUCUCCGUCAUUCCCGCAGAUCAGCAGCUCCAGCUAGGCACAUCACCGACUGCUUUCCAAGCAAUCCUUACGGGUUCAGGACGUGCAUGCGAAGAGGCAACUUGGGGAUUUGGAGGAUUCGGCCCAUACCAAAGCGGCCGAGAACUGAUCGACCCAGAAGGGGAGACUGCUUGGUUACCGGUGACCUAUGAUGACACGAAGUACGGUUGGAACAGAGACCCCAACUGGAAGUUGGGGGAAUGUCUGUGGGCUCAGCAUGGAGUCUGGGAUCCAGUGACAGAUGAGCUACUACAGAAGGACUACUUUGCUAAAAAGCCGCGAACCGGGGAGCCGCUCGACUACGACAAAUUCACGAAUACCUACUUCUUAGAGCAUUAUAGAGCAUAUACCGAAGCGAUCCGAAGUGUGUGGCCUGGUUCGAUCAUGCUGUGCCAGCCUCCUGUGAUGGAAAUUCCACCUGACCUCAAGGGAUCGAAUGAUGAUGAUCCCAACAUGAUUCACGCUGUUCACUACUAUGACGGACUCACCCUUAUGUCAAAACAUUGGUGA